UCUCGCCUAUUUCCUCUCUCUAAAACCCAACUUCUUUUCAACGACUCUAUUCCAUUUUUCAUUCUCAAAUUAUCCACCGCCAAACCAAAAUCUCUUAUUAAACGACAAUGGCGCCCAGGUCGUUUAACCUACGCACAGCGUUCUUUCUUCUCGUCGUUUCGCUAUCUCCUUUAUCUUCUUCGGCUCUGGUUUCGUCUUCCGAUUUCUCAACCCCAUACCCAAAAGCUAUUUCUGAUUUGAGAGAUGCUACGGUGAAAUGGUUGGGGCUUCAGGCUGAGGACUUGAAGAUAUCUGGUUUUGAUUUGAGAGAUGCGCGGGUAGGACAUUCGGUUGCGUACGAGUUCGAUGUUGAGGUUGAUAACAAGGUCCUUCCUUUCAAGCUUUUGGAGGAUAUUGACAAAUGGGACUACGUUGAUUUGCCCAUUUUUAGGGUUGAGAAUGGGCUAGUUGAGAAGAGUAAAUUGGAAAGUGGGUUACCUCCUGUUUUGGCCCCGUUUCAGCUCGCUGGCCCAAUGGAGCUUUGGAUUCAAGACGCCAAGGAUAUGAGGAUCUCCCUCCCUCAUGAUGUGGAUGCUGGUGUUUUGAAGAAAAUUAUAUUAGCAGAUGGUGCCGUGGUUACGAUCAAGGGUGCCAGAUCGGUUAGUUUGCGCCACCCACUUGAUCUGCCUCUUCCUUUCAAUCGAACUGGCAAUGGCUUUGCCUCUGGUCUACUUACCCUGGCUGAAUGGCUACGCCAUGCUUCCCGCACUCAAGGCUCUCCACUGCUCUCACUUCGCAUUGUUGGCCCCACUUCUAUCACAUCCCCAUCGUCAUCAUCAUCCUCUUCCAGUAACAGGCUUAAGCUUAAGCGACUUGCGCCAGGUCUUGUGGAGCUGUCCUCGCCCUCUAAAACUAAAGCUAUUGAGACCCUUUCAUCUGUUGAUCUCUCAAAUGAGGUCACUUCCCUCUUAAGUCCUAGCCAGUUCACCACCUUGUGGCCUCUUGUUUCCAUCAAUGGGUCCAACUCAAAAGUAGUUGGUUUUGAGACGCUACUCGCUUCUGUUCUGGGUCCUAAUGCUAACAACAAAGGCUCCUUUAAGUUGCUGAAGGCUGAUGUUUCAUCUCAAACCUAUUUGAAGAUUGGCUUUGCGGCAGAGAAGAAGUUGAAAGAAGGAGAUGAUGCUUACUGGGAAGGUUUACCUGAAUGGAGAACAAAGCCUGAGACAGUAAAGAUGCAUUUUGAGGUACUUGCUAAGGUAGAUGGUGACAAGGUUGUGCCUGAGAGAAUAGUACCUAUUAAACCAGUUGUUGUGGAAGACACUGUGGCACUUAAUGUACUUACUGGGAACGUGACAAUGUCAAGGACUCCUAUUAUUUACCCUCCUCCUGACCCCUUCACACUGUAAAUUGGUGUACAUCAUAAGGUGUGAUUUCCUGGUCACAGGGUUUAAGUGUAAAGAUAAAGUGUGUUUUGCCCCAUUUUAAGUUUAUUAGAAUAGAAUUAUACCGUUAAAGAUAUGGACUUCACUAUGUAGGUCGCCAUUUUCACUUAUACUUCCCCGAGGUUGGUUACUAUAAUAUUAAAAACCAAGUAUAAGUUUGUAUUGUACAUAACCCGGAUGAGUGAGUGGUUGAGAGGCUUGAGACUUGAACAUAGUGAUACAUCUUGAGUUGAAUUUAAGAAAGAAGAACUUUUUUAUGUUUUA
This is a messenger RNA of Cannabis sativa, 1685 nucleotides long. RefSeq names its product protein TUNICAMYCIN INDUCED 1. The record is from RefSeq and is a predicted model, not a curated record. Bases 108 to 1385 code for a protein of 425 amino acids. The transcript has 3 exons. Lineage: Eukaryota; Viridiplantae; Streptophyta; Magnoliopsida; Rosales; Cannabaceae.